AUGGCCUCGCCACGCGUCCAACUAAUCUUCGGCGGCGCAUCCCUCGGGCCCAGCAUGGAAACUGAGUUCGUCUCCCUCGAGGAAACAAAGAACGCCCUUAGCCUCCUCGAAUCCGGCGGCGUCAAAACAAUUGAUACCGCGAGGGUCUACCCCAGCAGCGAGGAAUGGCUGGGACAGGCGGGUGCGGCUGCUCGCUUCUCGAUCAACACGAAGUAUCCCGGUGGUUUUGCGCCGGAGGCUUCGAGUAGGGAGGAUGUAAUCAAGAGCGCGGACGAGAGUUUCAGAUUGCUCAAGACUGACCAGGUUGAUGUCUACUACAUCCACGCCCCCGACCGCCGCAUCCCACUAGAAGACCUCCUUGCGGGUUUAAACAUCGAAGUCGAAGAGGUCAUGCGCAUCUCCAAGAAAAACAACUAUAUACUCCCCAGCGUCUACCAGGGAAACUACAAUGCCGUUGCGCGACACUCGGAAUCAACCCUUCUCCCCAUCCUCCGCAAACAAAAUAUUUCUUACUACGCCUAA
This is a messenger RNA of Aspergillus alliaceus, 522 nucleotides long. Its product is annotated as NADP-dependent oxidoreductase domain-containing protein. Gene Ontology annotation, cellular component: cytosol. The record is from RefSeq and is a predicted model, not a curated record. The transcript has 3 exons. The coding region runs from base 1 to 522 and encodes 173 amino acids. Lineage: Eukaryota; Fungi; Ascomycota; Eurotiomycetes; Eurotiales; Aspergillaceae.